AUGGAUCAACCAUUAACAGAGGAAGAAGAGGAUGAAAUCUGGGCUAGAAGUGUAGAGAAAUGGAAACAACAUAAAGAGGAAAAGAGAUUGGAACGUGAGAGAUUAAUAGCUCAGGGUAUAACGCCACCCGAGGACACUGAGGAUGACGAAUGGCAGAAUCUACCGAUUUUCAUGCAAGAGAUGCCACAAGGUUCGAAUCCAAUGGUCGACGCUCUACAGGCGAUUACAGACGAAUGCACACCGGAAGAGCUGUGCGACAGCUUCAAGGAGCAAGGAAACGAGCGUUAUCAACUCGCCAAUGCACCGACCACCAAAGAUCCAGAGGAAAAGAAACGUUACAGAAACGAAGCAAUCUAUUUCUAUAAUCGUGCUCUCGACGCCAAGUGCAAGGACAUGAAGCGAAACUCUAUGUGUCUAUCGAAUCGUGCCGCCGUCAAUAUGGACUUUAAAAACUAUGGACGUGUCAUUCAAGAUUGCAUCAUUGCAAUCGAGUUUUACGAGGGAAACGUCAAGGCUUAUUACCGUGCGUUGAAAUCGAUGAUUGCUCUCGCAAAGUAUGACGAUGCCGUCAAGCUUGGAGACCGUGCACUCGCAGUCGAGUCGAUCAAGGACAACAAGGAGAUAAAGGCAUUGCGAGACGAAGCUGCUACGGCGAUAGCAAAGAUCGCACGACGCAAACAAGAAAAGGAGGAAGAGGAGAGCAAGAAGCAAACCGAGCUAAUUACACUCGCCAAGAAACUGGCGACCAAGAAGAUGACUCUUGGCAAACCUAUUUUCGAUCUCACACAGUACAACACAAAGAUUUGGUUCGACGAUGACCGUGGUGUGGAGAGUGUCGGCGAAGGUCACUUCCCAACGGUGUUUCUCUAUCCAGAGUUUAGCCAGAAAGACUACAUCGUAGACUUCCAAGAGGGUUGUACAUUUGGUGACCAUCUUGAAGUGAUGUUUGAACAGCAGGCACCAUGGGACAAAGAUCACCGCUACCGAAUGGACACUAUCGAAGUUUAUUUCCAAACCAAUUGGACAGAAACAAUACUGCCAGAUACCAGCAAAAUAGACAGAACAAAGAAGAGAUGGAUACGUGUAAAACACACCACUACCAUCGACACGGUACUUUCACAUCCGGAAUACAUCAUUCCAGGCAUACCAAUUUUCUAUAUACUUUCAAAGGAUUCUAAAUUCGCCAAAAAGUUUUUAACUGGUGAAACUUAA
Heterostelium album PN500 is the source of this 1212-nucleotide messenger RNA. RefSeq names its product tetratricopeptide repeat domain 4 (gene ttc4). Gene Ontology annotation, molecular function: Hsp90 protein binding. The record is from RefSeq and is a predicted model, not a curated record. The transcript has a single exon. Bases 1 to 1212 code for a protein of 403 amino acids. NCBI's taxonomy places the organism in Eukaryota, Evosea, Eumycetozoa, Acytosteliales, Acytosteliaceae.